This is a messenger RNA of Pistacia vera, 1982 nucleotides long. Its product is annotated as probable 2,3-bisphosphoglycerate-independent phosphoglycerate mutase. NCBI's taxonomy places the organism in Eukaryota, Viridiplantae, Streptophyta, Magnoliopsida, Sapindales, Anacardiaceae. The transcript has 6 exons. The record is from RefSeq and is a predicted model, not a curated record. Gene Ontology annotation, molecular function: metal ion binding. Bases 246 to 1760 code for a protein of 504 amino acids.
UUUUCUAAUUUCCAACCUCUUUUUGGCCUUCGAUUAAAAAGAAAAAAAGUGAAAGGUGAGGUUUAAAUAUUCUUCCUUUGAGCAUAAUCAGAACCCGUUUUCCUCCUCUUUUCGAUUCUAAACAAGCUUCGAAGAUUUAAACUUGAAUCUAUUCUUUCUUUAUUGAGCUGCUGUAUCUGGUAAUAACUGUAUAUAGUGAAGUUGGCAAUUUCAGACACUUCGAUUUUCUAUUCAUUUUCAGUACUAUGCUGAAGGAAGAUACCUAUUUAAGCAUGAGUAGUCACCAGCAGCCCAAGAGGAGAGUGGCAUUUGUGUUGAUCGAUGGGUUGGGAGACGUAUCUCUACCAAGGUUUGGAUACAAGACUCCUUUGCAAGUAGCCAAUGUGCCCAAUUUAGAUGCCAUUGCAUCUGCUGGAGUUAAUGGUCUCAUGGAUCCUGUCGAAGUAGGCUUGGGCUGUGGAAGUGACACAGCACACCUUUCUUUAUUGGGUUAUGACCCACGAGUAUACUACAGGGGACGAGGCGCUUUUGAAUCCAUGGGUGCCGGAUUGGCCAUGUCACCCGGGGAUAUUGCAUUCAAGUCAAAUUUUGCUACAUUGGAUGAGAAGACUGGAAUAGUUACCAGUAGGAGGGCUGACCGGCAUUUUGAGGAUGAAGGGCCCGUCCUCUGUGCAGCAUUGGAUAGAAUGAAGCUCCCAUCUUUUCCGCAGUAUGAAGUUAGAGUCAGGUAUGCAACAGAACACAGGUGUGGGGUCGUCGUAAAAGGACCAAAAUUAAGUGGAAAUAUAUCGGGGACUGAUCCUUUGAAGGACAAUCGCCUACUAUUGCAAGCUGAGCCACUAGAUGAUACUGAUGAAGCAAGGCACACAGCAGCAGUUGUUAAUGAGUUAUCCAAGGAGGUUUCAAAAAUUCUCGUUUCUCACCCAUUGAAUGCAAAACGGGCAGCAGAAGGGAAGAACAUUGCCAAUGUUGUUCUUUUGCGGGGCUGUGGUAUUCGAAUUGAGGUUCCUUCAUUUCAAAAGAAACAUGGGCUGUGCCCAUGCAUGGUAGCUCCUACUAAAAUAAUAGCUGGUUUGGGCCUAUCACUUGAUAUUGAUAUCCUGGAGGCUCCUGGUGCAACUGGAGAUUAUCGAACACUUUUAACUUCCAAAGCCAAUGCCAUAGCUAAGGCACUCUCAGCUCCUUUGAAUACAUGCCCUAAUGUAUUUGUGCCAGGGGAGGAUGAGCACAAGCCAGGGCGACCAGGUGGCUAUGAUUUUGGAUUUCUCCACAUUAAGGCAGUAGAUGAUGCAGGCCAUGAUAAGGCGAGUGUUUUCAAAGUCAAAGCAUUGGAAGCUGUCGAUCAAGCAAUAGGUCAGCUGGCCAGACUCCUCUGGCAGGCAGAGAGAACUGGGGAUUUCCAGUACUUCCUUUCUGUCACGGGAGACCACUCAACUCCAGUUGAAUAUGGAGAUCACAGCUUUGAACCAGUUCCCUUCACGAUGUGCCGGUUAAAAGACUUUGUAGGGGCCGUGGGAGGGGAGUCUACUGUCAUGAAAACUUCCCUUGACCCAUUUCCUCUUCCAGCCUUUAUGGCUGGUGAAGACCUGACAGAAGAUUCGAAAACAGAGAAAGAGAGAAGUAGCCAUCAGCUUCAAGCUUUCAGUGGUGAUUCAGUUUGUGAGUUCAGUGAGAUUGCGGCGGCAAGGGGUUGUCUUGGACGUUUUCCGGGAGGUGAGAUGUUGGGAAUUAUAAAGAACUAUCUUAAAUUAAGCGCAUAAACUGAAAAUCAUUUGGUACUCAGAGAUGCAUUGUGAUCACACAUUGAUCAAUUCCUACAGUGGCUCUUGAAUAAAGAUAAUUGGAAAUUGAAAAUAGCUGUGAUCUUGUUAGUCUUAAUCAUCAAAAUUUUGGCAUAAUUUUCUGACAUUGUAGGAUAAUGGGAUCUUUUGGUUAUAUGUCAUAAGAUGUAUAGAAAUAGAACUUCUUGGUGAAUUUAUCUA